This is a messenger RNA of Periconia digitata, 2877 nucleotides long. NCBI's taxonomy places the organism in Eukaryota, Fungi, Ascomycota, Dothideomycetes, Pleosporales, Periconiaceae. The record is from the annotation of a GenBank genome assembly.
ACGAAGGAGCAGGCUGAUACACUAUCUCCGCUCCUGCAGUUGUAUUCAUUCCCCGGCCGAACACAAGAGCUAUAUAUCGUGAAGGAACUCCAACAUGAUGCUCACACGUCGCUGUCGCAGACUGUCCUGAACAGAACCCUCACUCUUUUCUACACACAUUCGUUUCUUGUUUUCAGUUCCCCUUCCAUUCUUUUUUUUGUUGCGCCCAAGAUGGCAGCACGUUGCAUUCUUUCCACUCUCGCUUUAGCGUUGAGUUUGACUGGUUCACAAGCUCAGACGACGGCUGUACCGUACACAGACGAAGCUACCGGCAUCACAUUCUCUCAAGUCACUGAAUCAAACGGGUUCACUUACGGUUUUGCAUUGCCGCAGAAGGGCAAUGAUUUCAUCGGUAGAAUCGAGGCUCCUGUAGCCCCCGGUUGGGCAGGCUUCUCCAUGUCCUCUGGAAUGACCAGUGGUCUCUUGGUAGUUGCUUGGCCAAAUGGUGACAAUGUAGUUGGAUCUCUACGCAAGGCCACCGACUAUGCUUCACCACCAGUCUAUACAGGCUCUUCUACCCUUCAGACCAUCUCCGCAGGUACCAAAGUGAACUCUACCGCCUUUACCUACACUUUCCUCUGCCAGAAUUGCACCAACAUCGGCGACCUCUCAUUCGGAGAUGAAUCAGAAAUCGUUCCACUUGGGUGGGCAAUGUCGACCAAGGCAGUCACGACACCAGGAAGUCCAUCUAGUGCAACUAGCUCUCAUAUUGGCUCUGGAGGUCAGGGUAUAACUGCCAUUAACAUGGCUGAUGCUCGCUCGGAUGACUUCGAGAAAUGGGCCGCCCUCGCUGGCAACUCUACCGCUCCUCCUACGGGGGGCAACUCUACUAUUCCUCCUCCCACAGGUGGAAACUCCACGACACCACCCGUGUUCAAUGGCACCGUCUCUGUGUCGAACACUACCUAUGAUUAUAUCGUGGUCGGUGGUGGGCCAUCAGGUCUCAUCACCGCCCAAAGACUUGUGGAGACGGGCAAGUCGGUGAUGCUUCUCGAACGCGGCAAGGCUUCAUACUAUGCUUCUGGUGGUGACUUGACCGUCCCUUGGAACGACACCCUGACGAUCUAUGAAGCCCCCUACUUCUACAAUUACCUCGCCAGUUUCCCUGGAAACGAUGCUUACUGCGAUGAUGUCCCGACUAUGGCUGGCUGCAUUCUAGGUGGCGGCACAGCUGUCAAUGGGCUCGCGUUCAUCCGCCCUCCGAGCUUUGAUUUUGGCAACAGAUGGCCCGUGGGCUGGCGAUGGGCCGACGUCGAAGCUUCCGCCGAGCGACACUACGCUCGCAAUCCAGGAACUACACACCCCUCGGCUGACGGAAAGUUCUAUGACUACGCAGUGUACGAUGUUCUAUCCAAGGCUCUCGCAGGUGCUGGUUGGGACUAUGCCGACUCCAACGAAUUCCCGGAUAACAAAGAGAAGAGCUACGGCCAGGCUGCAAUUAACGUGCUCAAUGGACGCCGCGCUGGCCCUGUUGCAACCUACCUCCCACUUAUGCAAGGCAAAUCCAACUUCAAGCUUCUCCUUGAAACUAUGGUCCUCCGUGCAGUCCGCACAGGUUCGACCAUCACUGGCGUUGAAACUCAAGACAAGGCCGGGCAGCGCACAAUUUACAAUGUCAAGCCUGGCGGCAAAGUAAUUCUUGCUGCGGGUGCUAUGUCCUCUCCACGCAUCCUCUUCCGUUCAGGAAUCGGCCCUAAAGAUCAGAUAGACAUCGUGAAGGCUGGGGUUGUCCCCAUUACUCUCCCAGACGAGAGUGCCUGGAUUGAUUCACCUGUUGGCUUCGUUCGCGACCAUACCACUCUCUCCACUAAAUUCAACGUUACGGCCGGAAUGUCGAUAAUGACCGCCGAGGAAUAUCUCAAUCCCUCGCAAGCUAACAUCGACCUCUACGAACAGCACGCUUCUGGGCCACUGACUGCCUCGUCCAUUAUGCGCCUCAACACUUUCCGCACAAUCACGACAUCGGACGGCACUAGCCUCAUCGUACAAACUCACAACUAUGCCACGCAGAACAACACAAUCAACACUCUGUUUAUCCUUACCCACAACACUACAUCGGUGGGUAAACUCGGCAUCACUCCCGAGGGAAACACGAUCUGGUCCGAAUCGCCAUACCUCACUACUGCUACCGACCGUGAGGCAAUGGCAAUGGCUAUCGAUGAGUGGCUCGUCAUGUCACGUCAACCUAACUCGACAAUCACGUACAACGGUCCUGCAAACAUCACUGGCGCAGAGAUCGUAGACACUGUUCCAACCGGAGCGGGCGUGCACAUGACCGGCACCACCAUCAUGGGAACAGACCCUCAAGAUAGCGUUGUCGAUGUUAACUGCAAAGUAUGGGGCACCGACAAUCUGUUCAUCGUUGAUGCCGGGAUGCACGCUGACCUCCCAACCGGUAACACACAAGCCAUCGUCGGUGUAGCAGCAGAGCACGCCGUUGAGAAAAUCAUUGCACUGGGUGUUGGUGGAGGAAACUCCACGCUCCCGAUAACCCCGUCCAACCCUUCGAACUCAACUAUUCCGGCUCCAUCAUCGGGUUCCACUGCUCUGCCUCCCGCUUCUACCCUCGCACCUCCCGCGAACCCGUCUUCAAUCUCCUCUUUCAGCACCAAGCCUGCGCCUACUUCAACGCCCCCUGCCUCCCCAUCCUCCAGCGCGUCAUCUGAACCCAUUGCCACCGCCGCACCACCCAGCGAUGGAGGAGAAGGCGGUAAUGUCGAAGUCGUCAAACAAUGGAAUCAGUGCGGUGGCCGGGACUACAAAGGUGCUACUAAGUGUGCUGAGGGUCUGAUGUGCAAAGAGUGGAAUCCCUGGUACAGUCAAUGUAUCGCUGCCUAA